GAGGGGUCUGCGAGCACCUGGGACACAUGGUCUCUGCUCUCGAGGCCUUCAAAUUCGCUGCUCCUGUGCGCGCGCGCGUGUGCUCGACUUACUACUUGCACACAAGCCCGGGCUUUAUUAUUUAUUAUAGCCGUUAUUAUUAGUUAGUGACUGUGACCGUCACCUAGGAACAGGUUGUCGAGCCGCACAGCCACAGGUCGCUCGCGCCGAGCCCAGCGCCCUGGUUUAGACUGUCAUUUAUUAUUUUGCUUAGCCAAAUCCGCUUUUUACAGGCUUUUCCCCCACACAAAGUAAUAAUGUUAUUAAGUUAACCCUGAGGAAGUGCAGUACAAGAUGGAAACCGCGCUUGCAAAUGUAACUAAGUGUAACCGCUGGCAGACAGAAUGCAGACAAAACAGACUUUGCAGACUUUUUUUUUUUUUUUUUUCCCGUCACCGUGUGACUCGAGCGUUAUGAACAGCGAGUGUGCAGCGUUAAUAAAUACGUGUAAAUGUUUGCCAUGUAAUUUUUGUAAUGUUGUUGGAGUCAGCUGUUGAGUUCUUUUAAAUAAACGCAAGCACGUUGCGAAGCGUUUGAAAACCUUUACUUUUAAAAUGCAGGUUAGUGCGGGAGAAAGGUGUGUGUGUACGUGAGAGAGACAGAGAGAGAGAGAGAGGAAGUCGCGCGCACACACUCUGCUGCCCUUGAUGCCGCAGCAACACGUUUGAUUUUUAGCAAAGUUGUGUGAGCAAAUUUCUCAUGGACUUGUUUGUGUUUGUGAUUGUGCUCUGAUGAAACUGUCAGCAUUGGAAACGUGAAGUGUGUGCUCGUGCUCCCCAGUCUCAGUCACACACAGAUCUCCCCAGAGUCCUUUCAAUAAGUCAUACUAGUCUUUGCCAAAUGACUUGAUAUUGACCGUUGUGUCAAAAUGCCACCUGUGACUGUACUGCACAGAAAAACGACACCGCUCUUGCCUUCUGGCCCAAAGUCGGUUGGCGGGACCGUAAUUCAAUACGUCUGAACGUCGUUUCUUUCUCCUUUUGGAUUCUCGGUUUUGUUACAUUGCUGGGGAUGUCACGCUCGGCCUGUUGGCGUGCCGGUGGAAAGGACGUCAUCUCCGCUGCGGUUCUGCAUUAUUUGCCAAAGGCCCUGUGCUUUGAAAUGGAGCCUCAGGUUGGAACGGGACACCCGCAGCAGACAGCGAAGAAGUUGGGGGAAAAAAAAGUUAUUCGCCGGCAGCGGUGUCGAGGUGUGCACGUUUCUGAAGCUUGGAGUGUCAGUCUGGGCAUUGUCUACCAAGUCAAGGGCGAAGUCUGCACCGCCAACGCCGUGCUCCAGCAGAGAAGAAUCUUCAGCACACCCAAGACACCAGCAUGCCACGGGGUGCCUUCACGUUGAGCCUGAUGCUGCUCCUGACACUUGGUUCCUCGGACCAGAGCCCAGCCACUGUUCCCCGCACUUCAUGGAAACGCCAAGAUGUCAACUUGUAUGAAUUUUCUGAGCCGGGGAUCUUCAACUAUACGACCUUACUGCUUCACGAGCAACGGGAAGUGUUGUACGUUGGUGCGAGGGAGGCCAUCUUUGAGCUGAGCCUGAGAAACAUCUCAGUCAAGAACCAUAAGGUAGUAUGGAAAGUUCCAGAUGUAGCUACAGAGGUAUGCACUUCGAAAGGAAAAUCUAAAGAGACAGACUGCCUGAACUACAUCCGGGUUCUGGAACUGAGCGACAGCCAUCUCUACGUCUGUGGGACGCACGCCUUUCAGCCUCUGUGUGACCACCUGUCUCUUGCGGAUUUUAAGCUGGAGGGGCGCCAGGAGGAUGGUAGAGGAAAGUGCUCCUUUGACCCUAUGCAGAGUUUCACCGCAGUCAUGGUGGAUGGAGAUUUGUACUCUGGAACGGCAUACAACUUCCUGGGAAGUGAGCCUAUUAUAUCAAGGAACGGUGCCACGCAGAGCCCGCUAAGGACCGAAUACUCAACGUCCUGGCUAAACGAGCCCAGCUUUGUAUUUGCUGAUGUGGUGAGGGAAAAUGAGGGUGGUGAUGAAGAUGACAAGAUCUACUUCUUCUUCACUGAGGCAUCUAUGGAGUACGACUUCUUUAGCAAGCUGCUAAUCCCGAGGGUUGCGCGGGUCUGCAAGGGUGACCUUGGAGGAGAGAGGACACUGCAGAAGAAGUGGACCUCCUUUCUGAAGGCCAAACUGAUGUGUUCUAUGCCCGAGACCGACUUUGUCUUCAAUGUGGUCCACGACGUGUUUAUUCUGAAGACAACCAACUGGAGGGAAUCGGUGAUCUAUGGGAUCUUCACCUCGCAAUGGGACAAUGUUAGGUCCUCAGCCGUGUGUGUCUACAGCAUGUCUGCGGUAGAGGAGGUCUUUUCCAGGGGAAAGUACAUGCAGAAGUCCACCGUGGCGCAAUCCCACACAAAGUGGGUGAGGUACAAUGGCAUCCCUCCCAGCCCACGUCCCGGAGCGUGCAUCAACAAAGACAUUCGACAACAGAAUAUCACCAGCUCCCUCAUGCUGCCGGAUAAAACCCUUCAGUUUGUCAGAGACCACCCGCUGCUCGAGGACGCUGUCCGCCCCAUGGAUAAUGGGCCCAGGUUUAUCGCCAAGGAUGUCCACUACACACAGAUUGCUGUGGAGAGAGUCCCAGCUCUGGACGGGCAGUUGUAUGAUGUAAUGUUCAUGGGAACUGACAAAGGAAACCUCCAUAAGUCUGUUCUCUACCAGAAAGAAGUACACAUAAUAGAGGAGGUAGAACUCUUCCCUAACUCUGAAUCUGUAAAGACGUUGGUCAUGCCCUCUCAUGGGGCCCAAUUCCUGUAUGUGGGGUCCGACAGCAGGGCCGUUCAGUCCCCCACAGCCUUUUGUGAGAAAUAUCACAUGUGCGAGGACUGCUUGCUGGCACGCGACCCUUACUGUGCAUGGGACCGUGGUGCUGGUGCAUGUGUCAACAUCCUGCAGGAAGAUCGCUCACGAGGACACUUGAUACAGAAUCUACAGGGCAAUGCAGACGAAUGUCCUACAGGGCAGAACCAGUCCACUAAAGCAUACCAGCAACUGUGGGUGAAGCCAGGGGGUGCCGUCAAGCUUCCAUGCCAAGUGGAGUCCAAUGUGGCCCAGGUUGUGUGGACGGUCAAUGGGAGUGUACUGCAGGAGAGGUCUCCACCGUAUCAACGUAUAGCAGAGGGUCUCCUUGUCUAUGGUGCGGGCCCUGAGGACCAAGGCUACUACAAGUGCUGGGCAGUGGAGGAAGCAGACCAUAGGAACUUCACCUGGUUGCUCCAGAGCUUUGAGUUGGCCCUGGCCAAAGACCACCUGUACCCCACCACUGAAGAUCCCAGUGUUUUUACUGUAGUGGACGUUGGCUUCACUGCCAGGCCAGUCCCCACAUUUGAGAUGCCUGAGCCCACCAGGCUUGUUUUGACUUCUUCUGUGUCGCGCCCUCCGGGGGACCAGGAAUCACGGGACAAGGAGCUCGUGCCCCCACAGUACUUGGAGUCAGACAGAGGGAUGACCCUGCUGCUGACCUUCACUCUCCUUUUUUUACUCCUGUUUUUAGUCACUGUGAGCUACAACUGCUACAUGCAGUACCUGCCUGGCCCCUGUCUGCGGGCGAGGGCUUCUCUGCUGGGGGCCAAGAAGCCACCCCAGUCGGAGUACCGCUCCUGUGAAGCAGGCCUGGUGGAUAAUGUGACUGAUCAGCACCAAGGUCUCCCUAAAGGUCCCAACGGAGUUCAGAAGGUUGGGAGGGACGGAGAAGGUAUGUCAGGUGUUGUGCAAGAAGGCAGCGGUGCCCCUUCCCCAGGUGUGGUGUGUCAGAGCCCUCACUCAGAGAAGCCCUUUGACAUUGACUCUGAAGGUCAGCCCAUUGAGUACGCAGAUGCAGAUGUCGAGGCGCCUUGACCAUCUUUCUCCAUAUCUUCUGCGUUAAAUGUACCUGUGGAAAAGAAAUAUCUGCCAUAGACGCUGAUACGUCUUGUGCUCCAGUUCACGUUUUUUGUUGCAUAUGCGCCUUUGUACACAUGUAUUAUUGUGGACUUGCUGGGAAUUCUCACUCUUCCACCUGUGACUCUUAUACUGUAUGGAGUUUUUUCUUCUUCCAAACUUUUUUUAACUCACAAAGUGGAAGUAUAAUUUAUCAAAUUGAUAAGUUAGCAGGAGAGAUUCCAAAUUUUGAGUAUGUUACUCUCUUUUUUUUGCUAAAUAUGAUAGUUUUGAAUAAUGUGAAACUCCUGUAGACUGUAUCUAUCUUUUACAGAGGCGGAGCAUCUGUCCUUUACAUUUCCUCAGGGAAGGAGGUCUCUGCCUCCUGUUUUACUGUCUAGUGCUGUUAGCUUUCACAGGCACUGCAUGUAAGUGCUGUAAGAUGCCCUACUGAUGUAGAUUGUUUUAGGUUGGCUCAUUGUGGGGGGGACCAAGGCAAGGUAUAUUUCAUAAGAAGAAAAUAAAAUGUUCCAAGGAAGAUGGAGUAUAAUUCUGGGUUGAGCCAUGUGACGGUAAUGUCUGUUUUUGUUUGUCUGUGCUUUUUUGGAACGUUCCUGAAAUUCAUUGGUCUGUGAAUAAACAGAAUUGUGAGACUAAUUCCUGGUUGUCCUGAUGGAUCUGAAAUUGAGUGAUUUACUAGAGCUGCUCCAUGCUGAAUGGGAAUUGGUAAUAACCUGAGAAGCAAGUGAAAUGAACCA
Messenger RNA from Scleropages formosus (Asian bonytongue), 4663 nucleotides. RefSeq names its product semaphorin-4D-like. The record is from RefSeq and is a predicted model, not a curated record. Bases 1353 to 3884 code for a protein of 843 amino acids. Gene Ontology annotation, molecular function: chemorepellent activity; semaphorin receptor binding. Gene Ontology annotation, biological process: semaphorin-plexin signaling pathway; positive regulation of GTPase activity; neural crest cell migration. Gene Ontology annotation, cellular component: plasma membrane. The transcript has 15 exons. Lineage: Eukaryota; Metazoa; Chordata; Actinopteri; Osteoglossiformes; Osteoglossidae.